This is a messenger RNA of Prunus avium (sweet cherry), 832 nucleotides long. The record is from RefSeq and is a predicted model, not a curated record. NCBI's taxonomy places the organism in Eukaryota, Viridiplantae, Streptophyta, Magnoliopsida, Rosales, Rosaceae.
GCUACCAAUCUGAAACACAGCACAUCUAUCAAGUUAUAAAUCCUUCUGAAGCUAAGAGCCUUUCUUUUUCACAAGCCAAUCAGAUCAUCAAUUUCCCAAAUGGCUUCCAAGGCUCUAGCUUCCACUGCUCUCCUCCUCUCCCUCAACCUCCUCUUCUUCACUUUGGUCACCUCCACCAAUGUUGCUUGCCCACCACCUGAGAAAAAAGGUCACAAACACCAGCCCAAGCAUGCAAGUCCUGCACUACCCAACCCUAAUCCCUCUAAGCCUGCCACGUGCCCCAAAGACACAUUGAAAUUGGGGGCAUGUGCUGACGUGUUGAAUGGUUUGGUGCACCUUGUUGUUGGUCCACCAAAGUUCCCUUGCUGCAGCCUCAUUGAGGGCCUUGUUGAUCUUGAUGCUGCUGUGUGCCUUUGCACUGCAAUCAAAGCUAAUGUCUUGGGGAUCCACUUAAACAUCCCCGUUUCACUCAGCCUGCUCUUGAACUACUGCGGGAAGCAGGUCCCAAGUGGCUACGAGUGUGCUUAAAUUUGAAGUACUAUUUAUGCGUACUGCUCUCAAUUUUUAGCACUUGGGUUUUAAUUAAUUUCCUUUGUUUCUCAUUUUCAUCAUGGUGUGCCUAAGAGCUUUGUUGGGAUGUUUAUUGGUAUAUUCCAUUAUCCAUUCUUAUUAUAAUAAUUCUUUCUAUAUUGUUUUGAUGGACGGAUGGAUGGUAGGCUACUUGCCUUCUUCCACAUCCUCUAUAGCAAUUGUAUUUUAUUGAAAAUAUUAUUGAUUGAGCUGAAAUAAUGAAUUGUGAUGUUUCAGAAAGUAAUUGAAUUUGAGUUCCUUG